Myotis daubentonii (Daubenton's bat) is the source of this 3715-nucleotide messenger RNA. RefSeq names its product fibrosin like 1 (gene FBRSL1). The record is from RefSeq and is a predicted model, not a curated record. NCBI's taxonomy places the organism in Eukaryota, Metazoa, Chordata, Mammalia, Chiroptera, Vespertilionidae.
GCUGAGGGCUCCCGCGCGGCAUGCCCGGCCCGGCCCGCCGUCCGCCGCCGCCCAGGGCCCCAGCCCGCGCGGCCCUCACCGAGCCCGGCGGCCACGCGUAGCGCAGCGGCAGCGGGAGCCCGACGGCGCGGCCGCAAGGUCACCGCGCGCCAUGGAGGCCAAGGUCCGCCCGAGCCGGCGCUCGCGUGCGCAGCGGGACCGUGGCCGGCGCCGGGAGGCGGCCCGCGACGCCCGCGACCAGAGCGCCUCGUCGGGCGAGGAGCCCGAGCCCGGGCCCGGCAAGGAGAACGCGGGCCUGCCCCGCGCGCCCCCGCCCCGCGCCGCCGCCGCACGUCCCCCGCGCCGCCGCCGCCGCGAGUCCAGCUCGCAGGAGGAGGAAGUCAUCGACGGCUUCGCCAUCGCCAGCUUCAGCUCGCUCGAGGCCCUGGAGAAGGACAUGGCCCUGAAGCCACAGGAGCGGAAGGAGAAAUGGGAGCGUCGCCUUGUCAAAAAGCCCCGGGAGUCAGAAAACGGCCCGCCGGCAGAGCCCAGUGAGAACGGCCGGCCCCUGGAGGUGGGCAGCCCCGAGCAGGACCUGGAGCCCACCUGCGACCGGGGGAAGAAAGUCCCACUGCAGCCCGCCAAACAGGUGAAGGCUGUCCUGUCCAGAGGGGGCGACCGCCACAGCGAGGACGAGGGCUUCCGUGAAGCCACCAGCUCCCGGCUCAGCGCCUCCCGGGACCAGCUCAGUGACAGCUCAGCGCAGGCCUUCUCGGGCAGAGGCUAUUCUUGUGACAGCGAGAGUGACGGAGACGACAAGGCAUCUGUGGGCUCCGAGAAGCUCUUUGCCCCGGCAGCCGAGAAAGGCCCCACGCUAGGCGAGAAGUCAGAGACCAAGGCCGGGCUGGCACCCAAGAUCUCGGGCCUGGAGCGCAGCCGCGAGCUGAGCACCGAGCCGCCCUUCCUGCCCUCUGUGCGCAGCCCUGUGCCCUCCAGUGGCCCAGUGCCCGGCGCCCCUGCCAGCCCUCUGAUCAAGAAGGAAACACUCGCCCUGCCCCGCCUCACCCCGCAGCCGCCACCUGUGCCCCUGCAGCCCCGGGCUCCGCUCCCGACACACGUGCCUCUCCCCCUGGGCGCUUUCCACGGCCACUGCCACGGUCACGGCCACGGCCACGGCCAGGCUGUGCACAACAGCCUGCUGGGCCUCAGCAGGAGCAGCAGCUCCAGCAGCAGUGCCAGCCUCGGGCUCACGAAGCACGCAUCUCUGUCGCCGCUCGGGCCGGGCCCGCACCUGUCUACCUCACACCUGGCGCUCCGCUCCCAGGCCCAGCACCAGCACCACGCGGCCAUGUUCGCUGCCCCUGCGACACUGCCCCCGCCCCCGGCGCUGCCGGCCAACAGCCUGGUCCUCCCGGGACACCCCGCCGAUGCCAGCCUGUUGAUCUCAUUCAGCCCGCCAAUCAUGUAUUGCCAGCCUCAUGCGGGGAUUCUGAUUGAUCGCGAGCUGCUCAGGCAAGAGCUGAACGCGCGUUUUCUGGUCCAGAGCGCUGAGCGGCCCGGCGCCCCCCUGGGCCCGGCGGCUCUGCUGCGGGCGGAAUUCCACCAGCACCAACACACACACCAGCACACACACCAGCACCAACACACAUUCGCCCCCUUCCCCGCGGGGCUGCCCCCGACGCCGGCCCUGCUGCCCGCCGCACCCCUGCCGUUGGACAAGUACACGCCCACGCUGGACAGCCCCUACCUGCGACAUUCCAACUUUUUCCCGUCCUUCCCGCCCGCCAUCCCGGGACUGCCCUCCCUGCUCCCACACCCAGGCCCCUUCGGGUCCCUGCAGGGCGCUUUUCAGCCCAAGACUUCAAACCCAAUCGAGGUAACGGGCCGGACCAGCGCUGUCCACACCCUGCUGCCGAAGGGCCCCGGGGUGUCCGAGCCGUACCGGACAGCAGUCAGGAAGCCGGGGAAAUGGUGCGCGGUGCACGUGCAGAUCGCGUGGCAGACCUACCGCCACCAGCAGAGGCUGAAGAUGCAGCUGGACCCCCACAAGCUGGAGGUGGGCACCAAGCUGGAUGUGCUCAGCAGGCCCCCCGCCCCGGGCCUGCUCCCCGGAGUCCACUACCCACAUGACCGGGCCCAGCCCCUCUUCUCCAGCUCAGGUGCUGCCCAUCCCGCCACCAGCCAUUUCGGCCCCUCAGCCCAUCCCGGCAGCUUCCUGCCCACAGGUCACCUGGCAGACCCUUUCAGCAGACCAAGCACUUUUGGGGGCCUGGGGAGCCUGGGCAGCGCCGCCUUCGGAGGCCUGGGCAGCCACGCACUGACUGCAGGCAGCAGCCUCUUUGCCCCCAAGGAGGGCUCCGCACUGCACGGCCUGCCCAGCCCCCAGGAGGCCUGGAGCCGGCUGCACCGGGCACCCCCGUCCUUCCCCACGCCGCCCCCCUGGCCCAAGCCUGUGGACACAGAGCGGGUCUCAGCCCUGACCAACCACGACCGAGAGUCGGACAAGGGCCGGGAGGCUCGGGAGCGGGACCUCCUGCUUCGGGGUCCGGCCGAUCCUCGGGUAAAGGAGAGCCGCUCCCCGGCCAGGGAGCUCCCCGCGGCCGCGCGCCCGCAGUCCCCCUGCGGCAAGGUGGCCCCCAGCGACCGCCUGCGCCCGGCCGGCCUCCUGUGCCCCGGGAAGCCGCCCGAGGGCGACGUGAAGGUCAAGGAGGAGCGCGGGGAGGACGGCGUGACCCCCGAGCCCCCGGGCCUGCACCGCGUGCGCCUGGGCUUCGCGUGGGAGCCGCCGCGCGACACCUACCGCGGCCUGGAGCUGCCCCGCCGCGCCCCGCCCGCUGGCCCCGCCCCGGGCCCCGCCGCCCUCGAGCCCCCCGAGCGCCUCUACCGCGACCGCGAGCCCCACGACUACAGCCCCGAGCGCCUGCGGGCCGCGCACCUGGGUGCCUCCCCGCACCUGCCCGCCCCCGCGCACCUGGGCGCCUCCCCGCACCUGGGCACCCUGCACUACCCGCGCCUCGGGCCCGCGCUGCACAACGGACUCCUGGCGCGGACCCCGCCGGCCACCGCUGCCCUCGGCGCGCCGCCCCCGCUAGUGGCCGCGGGCGGGGCCCCCACAUCCCCUGGGCCCCCCAGGAGCAGGACUACGCCUCUCGGGGCUCCCAGCGAGGCGCCCGACUUCUCUCCGUCGAGAAACCCGCCGGAGGUGGAGGCGCGGUAGCUGCGGGUGCCGCCUGGAGCGGACCCCGCCCGCCCACCGCCCCUCCACCUGCAGGUCCGGGAACUAAGCACAGGCCCUCCGCCCGGCGGUGCCCUUGCCCCCGCCGCCUGGGGUUCGGGGUUCCCACUGCGCCUUCCGGGGCGAUCUCCUGUUUUCUGAGCCCAGAUCAGGCUCUUGGAAGAAAAUUCAAGUUUGUACAUUUUUUUCCCCACAGGUGAGAAGCGUUUAUAAUAGAUUUGUAUUUUUUUCAAUUUUGUGCUCUUUAGACAUUUAAAAAGAAAAAAAGUUUUGCUUUUUAACUUUUAGUUCCGAUUUGCGGUUUAACAGCCUCAGAUCCUCUUCCAGAGCCCCAGCGUUCGUGGGUUUUGGUGUUUUUUGUUUUUUUCGUCUUAUUUAUGGAGAAAAACACGGUCAUUUUGUCCAACACACUGUGAGGCCCCCUCUCAGGCUCUGCCCUGGCCCUCCCUUGGUACUUGGAACCGAAGUUACAGAUGUUAUAUUAAAACAAUAAUUAAUGUA